Messenger RNA from Hirsutella rhossiliensis, 459 nucleotides. RefSeq names its product ATP-dependent DNA helicase PIF1. NCBI's taxonomy places the organism in Eukaryota, Fungi, Ascomycota, Sordariomycetes, Hypocreales, Ophiocordycipitaceae. The transcript is spliced from 3 exons. The record is from RefSeq and is a predicted model, not a curated record. The coding region runs from base 1 to 459 and encodes 152 amino acids.
AUGAGCGUCCUGAUCUUGACAUCCAACCUUUGGCAGCCAGUUGGCCUCUGCAACGGUGCACGUGAUCCUCCCUGCGUGAUCAUGAUGGAGUUUAACAAGUACACGGGGCUGUUUCCCCUGAUCGUAUGCUACGCCAUUACGGUUCACAAGUCGCAGAGCAUCACCGAAGACAUGAUCGUAACGUAUCUGUCCUGCCGUGACUUCCAGACCGGUUUGAGCUACGUGGCCGUCUCGCGUGUGAAAACGCUGCAGGGUCUGAUGCUGGAUGCCCUGUUUGACCGCAAUCACCUGACUUACGCGUCGCCGCCGGAAGGAAUUAAGAUGAAAAUGAGGGAUCAGCAACUUCGCAAACGACAGGUUUUCGCCCAGAAUCUGUACAAGAUAGGCCUCGGGUCUACGCAACUCCACUUGAUGCUACCCGCGACAAGAACGACACUUUCCAAGGCGCAGAUAAUGUAA